AAUAGGAAAAGUUGGGAACCAGAAGCGAGUCGUGGGUGUGCUGCUGGGCUCCUGGCAGAAGAAGAUACUGGACGUGUCCAACAGCUUUGCAGUACCUUUCGACGAGGAUGACAAGGAUGACACCGUGUGGUUUCUAGACCACGACUAUCUGGAGAACAUGUACGGGAUGUUCAAGAAGGUCAACGCUAGAGAAAGAAUAGUUGGUUGGUACCACACAGGCCCCAAGCUGCACAAGAACGACAUCGCCAUCAAUGAGCUGAUGAAGAGAUACUGCCCUAACUCUGUGUUGGUGAUUAUUGACGUGAAGCCAAAGGACCUCGGGCUGCCCACAGAAGCUUAUAUUUCAGUGGAAGAAGUUCACGAUGACGGCACCCCCACCUCCAAGACCUUCGAGCACGUCACCAGCGAGAUCGGCGCCGAGGAGGCCGAGGAGGUUGGUGUUGAGCACUUGCUACGAGAUAUCAAGGAUACGACGGUGGGCACCCUGUCCCAGCGCAUCACCAACCAGGUCCAUGGCCUGAAGGGACUGAACUCCAAGCUUCUGGACAUCAGGAGCUACCUUGAGAAAGUGGCCAUGGGCAAGCUCCCCAUCAACCACCAGAUCAUCUACCACCUCCAGGACGUCUUCAACCUGCUGCCCGACGUCAACCUGCAGGAGUUCGUCAAGGCCUUCUACCUGAAGACCAACGACCAGAUGGUGGUGGUUUACCUGGCGUCCCUGAUCCGCUCCGUGGUUGCCCUGCACAACCUCAUCAACAACAAGAUUGCCAACAGGGACGCGGAGAAGAAAGAAGGACAGGAAAAGGAAGAAAGUAAAAAGGAGAGGAAAGACGAGAAGGAGAAGGACAAGGAGAAGAGCGAUGGCAAGAAAGAGGAGAAAAAGGAGAAAAAGUAAAAUGUGUAGUUUUUUAUUUGUAAAUUAAAAAAAAAAAAUCUUGUAAACUAA
This is a messenger RNA of Mesitornis unicolor (brown roatelo), 946 nucleotides long. RefSeq names its product proteasome (prosome, macropain) 26S subunit, non-ATPase, 7 (gene PSMD7). Lineage: Eukaryota; Metazoa; Chordata; Aves; Mesitornithiformes; Mesitornithidae. The annotation marks the transcript as partial. Gene Ontology annotation, biological process: proteasome-mediated ubiquitin-dependent protein catabolic process. The record is from RefSeq and is a predicted model, not a curated record. The transcript has 6 exons. Gene Ontology annotation, molecular function: protein binding; metallopeptidase activity. Gene Ontology annotation, cellular component: proteasome complex; proteasome regulatory particle.